AGAGCUCGGGCGGCUGGUGGGCGCUGUCAUGGCGGGCGCGCUGAAGAAGACCACUGGCCUCAUGGGGUUGGCCGUGUGCGAGACGCCGCACGAGAGGCUAAGAAUAUUGUACACAAAGAUUCUUGAUGUUCUUGAUCAAAUUCCUAAAAGUGCUGCAUAUAGAAAAUACACAGAACAAAUUACAAAUGAGAGGCUGGCUAUAGUGAAAGCGGAACCAGAUGUUAAAAAAUUAGAAGACCGACUUCAGCUUGGCCAAGUAGAAGAGGUGAUUCUUCAGGCUGAAAGUGAACUAAGUCUGGCAAGGAAAAUGAUGCAGUGGAAACCAUGGGAGCCGCUAGUGGAGGAGCCUCCUGCCAACCAGUGGAAGCAGCCAAUAUAAUUGUCAUUUACUGCCUUUGAUGGUUGAUGGGAAUGUGAUAGAAUUAAAUGUUGUUAUAUCAAAAUGUUUCUGUUAUUUCUUAUCAAAAAAGGAUAGAGGAUAACAGGAUAUGUAGGAGUCUUGCUAAGCUUAGUAAUACAGUUGUAUGGAUCGGUUUCUGGCUUGCAUGCACUCAAAAGUAUUUCUUUGAACAAAGAGGUUGUGGGAAGGCUUGAAAGUUAAUUAGGAAGUUCCCACAGAUUAUCACUAGAGGCUACAAUCAAAAGGUGAAGUAUCUUCAUUAAUAUCUUCAACGUAUUAUUUCUUUAUCAUAAAAAAAGAAAAGAUACUUUUGUCUAAACAAACUUACUGGUCACUGUUUAAAGUACAGCAGUAACAAAUAUGUUGAAAUAUGAGAAAAAUGGCAGAAAUAGUUCGUGUUAAAAUUUAAAUUAUAGUUAAACUCGGCUAUGAUCUGAAAUAUGAAAUAGAAUUUAAAUAUAUA
Molecule: messenger RNA, 863 nt
Organism: Octodon degus (degu)
Lineage: Eukaryota; Metazoa; Chordata; Mammalia; Rodentia; Octodontidae
Product: NADH dehydrogenase [ubiquinone] 1 alpha subcomplex subunit 5
Exons: 1
Coding region: 29-379 (116 amino acids)
Biological process (GO): respiratory electron transport chain
Source: RefSeq, a predicted model, not a curated record